AUGUCGUACUGCUCCUUCUCUGGAGGAGAGGAAUACAAAAACCACUUCCAGCCUGGUAUCUAUGUGUGCUCUGAAUGUGGACAUGAGUUAUUCUCCAGCACGUCAAAGUUUGAGCACUCCUCUCCGUGGCCGGCUUUCUCACAGACGAUUCAUGAGGACAGCGUCUCCAAACACCCUGAAUCAUGGGGGCCUAUAAAGGUUUGUUGUGGGAAAUGUGGAAGCGGACUGGGUCAUGAGUUCUUGUACGAUGGACCAAAAGAAGGGCUGUCACGAUUCUGAGUGUUCAGCAGCUCACUGACGUUCAUCCCUCAAGAAAAAGUAGAUGGACAGAAAGCUGAGCAGUAAAAGAGGAGAUUUUUUCUGCUGGUGAAGGCAAGGACAACGGAUGAAGAGCUCCAGGAUAAAGCCUGAUGGAGAUCCGAGGCUCUGAUGGACA
Molecule: messenger RNA, 436 nt
Organism: Cheilinus undulatus (humphead wrasse)
Lineage: Eukaryota; Metazoa; Chordata; Actinopteri; Labriformes; Labridae
Product: methionine-R-sulfoxide reductase B1-A-like
Exons: 4
Molecular function (GO): peptide-methionine (R)-S-oxide reductase activity
Source: RefSeq, a predicted model, not a curated record